GUAGACACCCCGACUGGCCAAUCCAAUACUUCAAAGCAAGUGUAAAGAUCUUGGAAACGUAACCUUUGUGCGGAGAAAUGCGGGUGAAAAGAUCUGCACAAUUUCUGUGAGACCGUCAACCGUGCACGGCAUGUUGAGAGAUCAUAUAAUGACAGGAGUGUUCGAUACCCAGAGCAAGCCGGGCCGUCAUCUCCCUCAACACUCGAUUACCAAGUGAGCAUUGUUUCGCCAUGUCGCUAAUCAAGAUUCUGGGAGUUCUUCUUACCUUUAAUUUCUCGGUACAAGCCACCAGGCAUUCCCAUCCUCUUUUUGCUUGGGAGACAACACCUUUGGACCCCAUUAAUUUGGCGAGACUUGUCCAGGACACCAAUACCUCGCAAUAUGAACACCUGUUUCCCUGCACAGGCCAAAAAACCCCAGCAACACCUAAUCGGUUAAGCCCUGGCACCUGCAAAGUGUUUCCAGGAGACAAUGACUGGCCCUCACCGGAAGCAUGGGAUGCCUUUGGUAAGGUCCUCGGUGGUGCUCUGAUCAAGACGGUCCCAGCUGCGGCAGUCUGCUACGCCAAUACAGGCCUCUACGAUGCGCAGAGGUGCUCCCAGGUUCAAGCAAAUUUUAGCAAUCCCUAUUUCCAUGAGGAUGACCCUACCUCUAACUUCUUCCCCAACUUCCAGGGUAGGACCUGUCUUCCAACUUCAGAUCCUCGAUCCUCAAACUGCACACACGGCGCAUUCCCAGUAUACGCAGUGAAUGCUACCAAUGUGCAGCAAAUCCAACUAGCCAUCAACUUUGCAAGGAACACAAAUAUCAGGCUGGUCAUCAAGAACACGGGACAUUGCUACCUGGGCAAGUCGACUGGGGCCGGGGCUCUGAGUAUCUGGACCCAUCACUUGAACGAUAUCCGGUAUUUUGACGACCUGAAAGUUGAUGGCUUUGAGCAAGGUGGCAAAGCACUCAAGAUUGCCCCUGGAGCGACGGUGAGGCAAGUUUAUGAGGCAGCGGAUCGGAAUGGUGUCAGUGUCCUGGGCGGCAUCUGCGAGAGCGUCGGUUAUGCCGGAGGUUACGUAGCUGGAGGCGGUCACACACCCUUGUCAGGCCUCUACGGCAUGGCAGCCGAUCAUGUUCUCGCUCUUCAGCUUGUCACCGCUGAAGGCCAGUUCACCACUGUCUCCCCAAAACAUAAUCCUGACCUCUACUGGGCUCUUCGUGGCGGCGGAGCUGGCACAUUCGGUGUGGUCACCUCUGUGAUCAUCAGAGCUCAACCCAAACUCCCGGUCGUAACCUCCACCUUCUCCAUCAGCACCUCUGAUACUGUCUCCGCCGAGACAUUCUGGAAGGGAAUGCGCGGCUAUUUUGAGCUUUUCAUCCCCUUUACCGAUGCGGGCACGUACUCCUGGUGGGUACUAGUCAAUACCAACGGCAACUAUGUCUUUAGCAUGAGCCCCUUUUUUGCGCCAAACCACACCAUCGAGUCGUUCAACAAGCUCGUCAAGCCAUGGUUUGACCAGCUCACAGAACUGGGUAUUCCAUUCACACCAAACACAACCCAACACGAUGCCUAUCUCCCCGCCUGGGCCUCCACUUGGGGCGAGGAUGUCAUGUUGAACGCCGCCGGGGGGAUGAACAUUGCCGGCAACUGGCUACUCCCACGCCGGAAUUGGGAAAACCGGACAAAAUUCGAAGAAACUUUUGCGGUCAUCAAGCGGCAUAGUGAGAGUGGAAGGAUACUGAUGGGGUAUCACCAGGCGCCGAGGAACAGAGCCAACGUUGACAACGCCGUGAACAAUGCUUGGCGGGAGGCUGUCUGCUUCCUCAUCCUGGCGGCAGUGAUUGACGCGGAACCGUUAGCUUUCACCCCCGGUUUGAUCGGUGCUGCGUCAAGGGAGUUUAGAGAUGAAAUCCUGGCGCCAUUCAGAGCGGUUGCUCCGGAGAGUGAUGGUGGUGGGGCAUACUUGAACGAAGCUCAUGUUGAUGAUCCAAACUGGCGGGAAGCGUUUUAUGGAGGUCACUAUGAGCGACUGUCAAGUAUCAAGCAGAAGUGGGAUCCUGGGCAUGUCUUUUAUGCCACGACCGCAGUGGGAAGCGAGAGGUGGGAGGUCCGGGAUGGAGAUCAAGGGAUACAAACACAGAACGGGCGGCUAUGUCGGACUUGA
Podospora pseudopauciseta is the source of this 2153-nucleotide messenger RNA. RefSeq lists its product as uncharacterized. Bases 231 to 2153 code for a protein of 640 amino acids. The transcript has 3 exons. NCBI's taxonomy places the organism in Eukaryota, Fungi, Ascomycota, Sordariomycetes, Sordariales, Podosporaceae. The record is from RefSeq and is a predicted model, not a curated record. Gene Ontology annotation, molecular function: FAD binding; oxidoreductase activity.